Molecule: messenger RNA, 3300 nt
Organism: Podospora anserina S mat+
Lineage: Eukaryota; Fungi; Ascomycota; Sordariomycetes; Sordariales; Podosporaceae
Exons: 5
Coding region: 1-3300 (1099 amino acids)
Biological process (GO): protein import into nucleus
Cellular component (GO): cytoplasm; nucleus
Molecular function (GO): small GTPase binding; nuclear import signal receptor activity
Source: RefSeq, a predicted model, not a curated record
AUGUCUUCUGUUCUGCCCGCAGAUGUUAGCGCCCAACUGGGCCAGCUACUCCAGCAGCUUCAGUCAUCAGACAACAUUGUCCGCUCACAAGCCGAGGAGGUUCUGCAGAAUCAGUGGACAAGCCAGCGGCCAGAAUACCUAUUAAUGGGCUUGGCCGAGCAGAUCAGCAGCUCCCCUGAUGUCUCGGUUCGCACAUUUGCAGCUGUCAUCUUCCGUCGCAUAGCAUCCAAAACUCGCAAAACACCAAGCUCCGAAAAUGUUGACCUCUUCAUCUCCCUGGGAGCCGUGUCUUGCCAGGCCAUCCGCAACGAGCUUCUGAAGACAUUGCUUGCCGAGACAGAUAAGAACGUGCGGAACAAGAUCAGUGACGCGGUUGCCGAGAUUGCCAGACAGUACUACGAUAGCAACGAUUCCUGGCCAGACCUGCUGCAGGUGCUCUUUCAGCUCAGCCAGGCCCCUGAUGCUGGCAAGCGCGAAACCGCCUUCCGAGUGUUCACAACUACCCCCGGCAUUAUUGAGAGACAGCAUGAGGAGCAGGUAGCUGGCGUGUUCGCCCAGGCCUUCAAGGACGAAUCAGUUUCAGUUCGCCUUGCCGCCAUGGAGGCCUUCGCUUCCUUCUUCCGCAACCUCAGCAGGAAGAACCAGGCCAAGUACUUUGGUCUCCUUCCCGAAAUUCUCAACAUUCUGCCACCAAUCAAGCAAGCUCAAGAUUCCGACGACUUGAGCAAAGGUUUGGUGGCCCUCAUCGACCUCGCCGAAAGCUCGCCCAAGAUGUUCAAGCCAAACUUCAGCGGACUCGUCCAGUUCUCCAUCGCCGUGAUCCAAGACAAGGAGCUUAGUGACCUUUGCAGACAGAAUGCAUUGGAGCUCAUGGCUACUUUCGCUGAUUACGCCCCAUCCAUGUGCAGAAAAGAUCCCAAGUACACCGAGGAUAUGAUCACUCAGUGCCUCAGUUUGAUGACCGACAUUGGCGAGGAUGACGAUGAUGCUGCUGAUUGGCUUGGGGCCGACGAUCUUGAAGACCAGGAAAGUGACAACAACCACGUAGCUGGAGAGCACUGCAUGGACCGCUUGGCGAACAAGAUGGGAGGCAUGGUCGUAUUGCAGCCCACCUUUGCCUGGCUCCCACGCAUGAUGCAGUCCCCUGCUUGGAGGGACAGGCACGCGGCUCUCAUGGCCAUUUCUGCCAUCUCGGAAGGCUGUCGCGACCAGAUGAUUGGGGAACUCGAGCAGGUUUUGAAGCUCGUUGUUCCGGCCCUGAAGGACCCCCAUCCUCGUGUCCGAUGGGCCGGGUGCAAUGCUCUGGGCCAGAUGAGCACUGACUUUGCGCCAAAGAUGCAACAGGAAUUUUACGAUGUUGUUCUGACCGCUAUCGUGCCAGUCUUGGACUCGCCCGAGGCUAGAGUCAAGUCGCACGCUGCGGCCGCUUUGGUCAACUUUUGCGAAGAGGCCGAGAAGAGCGUCUUGGAGCCGUACCUGGACGGCCUCCUCACCAAGCUCUAUGAGCUCCUCCAGAACGAGAAGCGGUACGUGCAGGAGCAAGCACUCUCGACCAUCGCCACUAUUGCCGACGCGGCCGAGCAGGCGUUUGCCAGAUAUUACGAUACUCUGAUGCCCAUGUUGGUUAGCGUAUUGCAGCGCGAGAACGACAAGGAGUACCGCCUCCUUCGCGCAAAGGCUAUGGAGUGCGCGACUCUCAUUGCUCUCGCUGUUGGCCAGCAGCGCUUGGGCAACGACGCCACCAUGCUUGUCCAACUUCUCGGAUCCAUCCAGGACAAUGUUACCGAGGCCGAUGACCCUCAGGCCCAGUAUCUUAUGCACUGCUGGGGUAGAAUGUGCCGCGUCAUGGGCAAAAAUUUCCUCCCUUGUCUGCCCAAGGUCAUGCCUCCUCUUCUCGAGAUGGCCAGCGCCAAGGCUGACAUUCAGCUUCUCGACGACGAGGAUCAGGUUGAGAAGUUCCAGCAAGAAGAGGGCUGGGAGCUGGUGCCUCUUCGUGGAAAGACGAUUGGAAUCAGAACUAGCUCGAUGGAGGACAAACAUAUGGCCAUUGAGCUCCUGGUUGUUUACGCCCAGGUUCUUGAGGAUGAGUUUGCGCCCUAUGCCGAUCAGAUCAUGGAGAAGAUCGCUCUCCCCGGCCUGGCAUUCUUCUUCCAUGAUCCUGUCAGAUAUGUUUCUGCCAAGCUCGUGCCACAGCUUCUGAGCUGCGUCCAGAAAGCCUAUGGACCCGCCUCGGACCAGCUCAGGCUUUUGUGGGACAAGACCAUUGACAAGCUCCUUGAAGUUCUUUCCGCUGAGCCCGCUGUCGAUACCUUGGCGGAGAUGUAUCAGUGCUUUUACGAGUCUGUCGAGGUUAUCGGUGGGCCCUGCCUUAGCCCUGAGCGCAUGGGCAAGUUUAUCGAUUCAGUCACUUCUACCCUUGAUGACUACAAGGACCGUGUUGCUCAGCGCGAAGAGGAGCACCGCGCUGGUGGUACUGACGAUGCCGAGGAUGACGCUGAGGAACUCUUGAUGGCCAUCGAGGACGACCAGACUCUUCUCUCGGAUAUGAACAAGGCCUUCCACUGCGUCUUCAAGCACCACGGCGAGAGCUUCCUCCCCUACUUUGAGCGUCUCGCCGACACAUAUCAAGGUUUCCUCAAGUCGGAUGACCCAACGCAGCGUCAAUGGGGCCUUUGCAUUAUGGACGACGUCCUUGAGUACUGCGGUGCCCGCAGUGGCAACUAUGCUCCUAUGAUUAGCGAGGCGCUCGUGCGUGGUUGCCAGGACCCCUCGCCGGCUAUCCGCCAGGCUGCGGCUUAUGGCAUCGGUGUGGCUGCUCGUCAUGGUGGUGAGCAGUGGGCCACGUUCCUGGCCGGAACACUGCAGUACUUGUUCCAGCUCAUGCAGGUCCCUGAUGCGCGGAACGAAGACAAUGUCUACGCCACCGAGAACGCAUGCGCUGCCAUUGCGAAGAUCCUGCACUACAACGCCUCGGCAGUGCCAAACGCCAACCAAAUCAUUGAUCAGUGGAUAAAUUACCUCCCCAUCUGCAACGACGAGGAAGCAGCGCCAUAUGGCUAUCUCUAUCUCGCCGACUUGAUUAGCAAGCAACAUGCUUCCAUCGCCGCGCCCGGGCGGGCCGCACAGAUUUUCGUCUACGUUGCACAGGCUCUCGAGGGAGAGACGCUGAGCGGGCAGAAUGCGGCUCGUGUAGUGGCAGCGACCAAGCUUCUCUUGGAGGGCACCGGCACUGACCCAUCACCACUGCUCUCUCAGUUCUCACCCGAGGCUCAGCAAACCAUCCGCGCCCAUUUCGGUUAG